Molecule: messenger RNA, 606 nt
Organism: Rodentolepis nana
Lineage: Eukaryota; Metazoa; Platyhelminthes; Cestoda; Cyclophyllidea; Hymenolepididae
Source: the annotation of a GenBank genome assembly
AUGACUGAAUUGUUUGAUCUUUGGAAGAGUGAAAUCAAAGAGCAGAUGUGCAGCGGCUGGGAUAGUACGACUUACGGAAUGAAUAUGUGGGACAAGGCAAGGUCAGAACGUGUUGAGGCUGAUAUGGACUCAGAAGCCGUAGCCACUCUGAUUUCCAAACGAGCUCGCAUUUCUCGAGAUUGUCUGAUGAAUGCUGGCGGAGUAUAUACCGAACUCCCAGCUCUUUGCCGAGGCUCUCCCCUAGCCGCCUCACUACUCGGUGGACUUCUUGCACUUCCAACCUUUGUUCUUUCCAGCUAUUUGGGACCCCGUGGCUUCCGCAGUGCCUCUGAUGAUGUUAUUAUUGAUUGGUCGAAAAUCAGCCUCACCUCAUGGUAUCACUAUGAGUCGGUAGAAGAUGUGACAAAACGCAAUAAGACCUGCGAAGCGGCCGGUAGGUAUGCAGGUCUAGUUUAUCUCUACAUGAUCUCUACUUCCAUAAUUACUCGAGCUAUGCGCUAUUACCUCUGCAGGUUCAAUCCACUCUGCUUUCGAAUAUACGCUAGAUUAUCAUCUGAUCUUCGUAACCAACGUCAGCCAAUUCUUGAUGUAUUGUCUUCUGAUUAG